UCGGGCUGGCUCACAACAACAAGCCUCAAGAUGGCGGCGGCUGCCAGCUCCGACCAAACACUGCGCCGCCGCCGCCGCCGCCUCUUCCUCCACUUCGACAGGUCUGGGCGAAAUGUAACGGACCGCUGGUGAGAAAUGGACAUUGUGACAGAUUCUUCAGUACAGGCAGAGGAGCCUUAAGCUUCACCUCAAGAAAGGACAUCCAGGAACAAGAAAAAGAAACUUCAGGAGCUACAAGGGAGCUGAUCUCAGCUUUGUUGCUGAGACCCUUCCUUUCAAGGAUGUGGUUGUCGCUGGCACUGUGUGACAUCAUGGCAGGCUGGCUCCUCGGCUGCACACUCCUGCUGAUCGGACUGAACACAACAGUGAGCACCAAACCCGCCUGCAGGAUUCGCAUCACAUCCCAAGGACUGAGACUGAUUCGAUCUGAAGGACUGAAGUUUGUUGCUGAAGAGCUAGAAAAUAUCUCCAUCGCGGAUUUAUCUGGGAAGGAAGGGCCAUUCCACUAUUCUAUCAGUGGAGUGAAAAUCACUGACCUGGAUCUCUCGACUGCUUCUUUAAGCUUCUAUCCUGAAGCUGGGCUACAAUUCGAAGUGAAAAACUCGUCAAUCAGCGUCACUUUCCAGAGGAACAUGUUGUACUGGCUGAUUCAGGACGCCGGUCAGAUUAAUGCCUCUGCUGAAGGAGCUAGCAUCUGGACGGUGUUGGAUUUGUCCAAGAGCCAAUCUGGACAGCUGAAGAUAAGCAAGUUGUCCUGCACAGCUUCAAUCGCAAGAAUGUAUGCAAGGUUUACCGGAAACUUCAGGGGCUUUUAUGAAAUAUUCUCGGGGAUUCUAACAACUGGUUUGCGAUUCCUCAUAAACCAGCAGAUUUGCCCAGCUUUACAACAUUCAGCAUUGGUCCUGCUGAACUCUCUGCUGGAGACAGUUCCAGUACGAACACCAGUGGAUCAGUACGUCGGGAUUGAUUAUUCACUCCUCAAUGAUCCAGAUGUCAAAUCUGACUGGAUGGACAUGGAAUUCAAGGGGAUGUUCUACACUCUCGGGAAUGAGAACGAAACGUUGCUGAACAACGGGAUCAUCCCUCUUGUGAAGGGUAAUCAGCGAAUGGUGUACAUCUCUGUGUCCGAGUACUUCUUUGAUUCUGCCAUGUACUCCUAUUAUAAAGCUGGAGUAUUGAAGACAGAGAUUCCUGAGAACAAGAUGUCAAUGGACCUUGCUUAUUUGCUCAGGACUACAUUCUUUGGAGCAAUCAUUCUGCUGACCCCAACAUCAUCAGCUAGGGAAGCUCCUCUGCUGUUGGAUUUGGAAGUGACAUCUGCUCCACGCUGCACCAUCAAACCAUCAGGGAUCACAGUUACUGUCAAUGCCCUCAUGAAUGUUAUUCUGCUUCCACCUAACUCCAAACCAGUCACGCUGUCCAGUAUAAUCAUGGAAUCGAAACUGAAUGCAAAGGUGUCUCUAAAGGGGAAGAAGCUUGCAAUGAAAUUGGACCUCAAAAGAUUCAGGAUGUAUUCAUCGAAGUCCACUCUGGAGUCACUGGCGCUCAUUCCCCUUCAGACUCCAAUGAAGGCUCUUCUGCAAUUCACUGUCAUGCCAAUCAUCAAUGAGCGGAUUCUGGAAGGAGUGCAGAUUCCACUUCCAGAAGGGAUUGACCUCAUCAAUGAGACUGUGAAAAACCAUAUGGGUUUUCUGUCAAUUGGAGCAGAUUUACAUUUUUACAAAGGCCUGAGGGAGGUUAUUUAUAUGAAUAAGCAGCCACCCUUCCCUAACAACACAACUGUCAGCAACUAGGAACCAAGCUGUGAAGAAUGGAAACCUCCACACAGAGUAUGAAGACCCUCAGCAGUAUUAUCACUUAAUCAUUAUCCUUGAAUUUUAUUAACCUAACACUGGCUAUGUAGAUCUGCUCACUUUGUCUCAAUACGUCUUGGGGAUGAUUACCCUUUGCCUUGGGCAGAGUGUAGAGAUAAACUGUUCAAGCCUUUGUUGCACACUGGAGGAGAGAUUGGUAGUGCAAGUGUAAACAAUUGAUCAUUUAUUGUUAUUAUUUUCUAGUGGAGUUUAGUAGUAGUAAAUUGAUGGGCUGUUGUUACUUAACACGGUACCACCAGCUAAAAUCUUAACAUAACCUCAAAAUGCUGGACAUACCUUCAGCACACAAAGGUAAAAGGUCAAAAUUCAUGUCCAGGUGAGUGUAAGGCUCCAUUACAUCAUCAUAUAAAUGUAGUUACAGUAUUAGGGUGAUGUAGGCCAAACAUUGGCUACAUCUCCCAUUGAGUAUGUGACUUGUGUAACUCUCAGUGUUAAGUAGAUUGCAUAAAAAAUCACAUCCAAAGAGUCUACAGGAACACUCCCUAUGUAGAUAAUACAGGAGACCCACUCUUGGUGUCCCAUAUAUGCUCAUUGUAACCUUCAGUCUGCCUAUUCAAUGAUCCAAUCUCAUGUCAGAUACUUGAUAUUGCAGACAGCUAGGAAUUAGUCCAUUCAUUCCAUUAGAACAGUGGCCUCCUAAACAUAAGGUGUGUGUGAUUAGUGGAACUAGCUUCUGUUCUGUGGGCAGGAUAAUAUUACUCCUUUUACAAUCUUUGUUGGUGAAGACAUCAUUUGAUGAACAACUCUAUUGGGAGCUCAGCUCAUUCAUCUGCUCCUGAAAUCUCUCGGCCAGCUCACCUGCCUCUACAUAAUGAAUUUCUUUCUUUCAGAAGGCAGCCUUCUGUUUUGUGAAAUGAUGGUUUGUGCCUCAGUGAUGAUCUGUAUUAAACACCACCUGUGGUGUGGUUCUUGGUUAUGAAUAUAGCCCUUGAAAUUCCACAGGGAAUCCCAGUCUCCUGUCAUAACUCCAGGAAUCAGAGAAAGCCCUCUCCUGCUUAAUUUCAGGGCCAAUAUUUACCAACCUAUUGCAUGUACAAGCACACUUAGCCUUAGUCAGAAGAGGUUAUAAAUAACCUCUUUUGUUUAGAUGAAAUGUCUCCCUUGUUUAUUAUUUCUUCCUUUUUGGCCUUUUAUUUAUUUUGACAUCAUUUUUUUUAUAAUUUUGCACUCAUCAAAGUGAAGGAUAUUGACUUUCUACUUUGGGCACCAGAUGAGGGCAUUGAAUACCUCUACAAAAUCCCAGCCUGUGUACAUCAGCCCCAAGCUCAUGUGAAUUUUUUUUCCCACACCCUCAUCUGCCCUCUCUCACUGAGAUUGUCACCAUAGUGCUAGAUUAAGCACCAGAAGCAGGGGUGACCCUGCCUAAACUCAUUUCAUGUAGGACAUAACAGCUAGAAUACAGCAGACUUUCAUUGAACUUGGAUCCCAAAGACCAAAGGCCAGUAGGAAGCCACUUCAGCCUUUCCAUGACUGGGAGUGGCAUGUAAUGGUGACAAACUGAUGAGUUAAAUAUUCUAUGUAAUGGAUACUUAUAGCUGAAAUAUUCCAUAUUCUUAAUGGUGCUGGUGGUACCACACCAAUAGAUAAUCCCUGUAAUGUUUCUGGAUACAUUAUUCCAAAUACUAGUUGUAUGGAAAGCCAUUCUACAUGUAUUCAGUAUCGUAAUAACUCAUACAGUGUUUCAGUGUGUUUUAGUCACACAUAAUGCCAAAACUUGCUCCUGUAUAUUCAUAUAUUUCUCCUAAUGACCAAUUGUAUCACUUACAGUUUAAUAAAGAUAAUGACAAUGUCACUUUACUUGAAA
Molecule: messenger RNA, 3678 nt
Organism: Carcharodon carcharias (great white shark)
Lineage: Eukaryota; Metazoa; Chordata; Chondrichthyes; Lamniformes; Lamnidae
Product: phospholipid transfer protein
Exons: 18
Coding region: 282-1793 (503 amino acids)
Biological process (GO): ceramide transport; phospholipid transport; high-density lipoprotein particle remodeling
Molecular function (GO): phosphatidylcholine binding; phosphatidylglycerol binding; ceramide transfer activity
Source: RefSeq, a predicted model, not a curated record